GUCUUCGCCGCUCUUGGUUACAAAGGCCCCACAGAGCGAAAAAAUCGAAACCUUCCUCAGCAUCCUCCCCUUACGAAUUUCGUCGAUAUCAUCCGAGCACUCGUCCAACACUCUGCUUCCGUUCAUGAGGUGGUCGAGGGUAAGAUGCUGACGAUGCUGUACAUUGUCCGUUCCCACUACCGUGUCAGCAACACCGCGGACUUUUUCCGAAUUUUGAUGUCAAAGUCGUAUGUCGACUUUGAUUCCGCCGAUGAGAGAGGAAUGUCGGCCCUUUGCAAUGCACUAGGGAGCCAUGAGGACGAAGGUGCUUUUCCAAGCUGGUGUUCAGAUGGCGAGGGUCCUCCCGGAUGGAAGGACUCUUCUUCACUUCGCAGCUGAGCUCGCCGACGACGUUGAUGUGCUACGAGAGGUUUACGAAAGAUACGACGUGCGAGAAGUCAAUAGGCAAGACAAGUACGGCUGGUCACCUCUUCACUACAGCAUCACCUCGCAUUCUCAUCGCCCCAGGAACGGUGCUUGUCGCAAAAUUAGAUAUUUCUUAGGCAAGGGCGCAGACUCUUCCGUUAAAGGAGUGGGGCUGAUACUUUGUCAAAUGGGUCUGCCAUUUCACGGAAGUGCAAGAGACGCAUACGAACUCAGCAGCGCCUUGGGCCCGGAGUUGCAUGCAAAGUUCCUUGAAGCUUUAGAAGUAACUGGAAUUCCGGGAGUUGACGACUUAGAUAAUGAAGCCUUUGAGGACGCAGAGGAGACUCUGCUAUAGGCUAGUAUAUGUGCAUGGGGGACCCUAUAGAAACUUUUGCUAAACGGAUCCGCAUAUCAGUCUCUUCAAUACUCUACGCCAUAAAUCUUUCCUGGAGUCAGAGAAGGGGCGAAAACGCUCGCAUACCUGUGAGCCUGUAAUGCACCCACUCAAAGCGAGUAG
Molecule: messenger RNA, 922 nt
Organism: Mytilinidion resinicola
Lineage: Eukaryota; Fungi; Ascomycota; Dothideomycetes; Mytilinidiales; Mytilinidiaceae
Exons: 1
Coding region: 293-760 (155 amino acids)
Molecular function (GO): protein binding
Source: RefSeq, a predicted model, not a curated record